GGCUAGGCUGUCAGGAUGUGACCAGUGUCAGUUCCUCGGGGCACAGGCCUGCCGGGAGAGUCAGCCGAGGAUUAUCCCCAUUUCCUCCGUACUUUUCUCCUGCUCGUAUUCCCAGGCUGUCGCUGGACCAAUAACUGGCGGCAACCCAGCAGGCGACUGCGGGGAAUUGACCUGUCAGUUGGCGCACCGGGGCUGCCUGGACGCCAUCCGACGCUAUGGCUGCAGAUCGCGGUGCCUCUCCACUUGUCCCGCCAAUGACACUCGCAGUUACACUCAACCGCGCCAGCCAAGGGCCAUAGCGUCGCGAUAGUCAUUGGCUUUGGCUGGUCCCUGCGGCGAGGGCCGAGUGUGACGAGUAUAAUAGCUCGGCCCUCCUUCUCCCAGCGGCAGACCCCGGUCCAAUAUCUCUUGACCCUGGUUCAUACCAUUCCGCAUCAACCGGGUACCCAUGGCCACUUUUCAGCCCAGUCUGGAUCACAUCCAGCAAUCUCUGGCCGAGGUGACGGCCGCUGUCGACCAGUAUCGCGCCCAAGUCUCCUCCCAUACCAGCCAAGAUGCUCGAUAUCAGUUGAUGGUCCAGGCCACCCGGCUGGUGCACGCCAUCCGAGGCCCGGCCGACCUGGUCUUUGCCAACUUUGAGAACAUGGUCGGAAUGGGCGCGAUCCGCACACUAUUGGAGGCCGGAGUAUUCGACGCCAUCCCGACCGGGGGCCAGAGCAUCUCGGCCGCCGAGAUCACGGCCAAAACCGGUGUUGAUAAGGAGAUCAUCGUGCGCCUCAUGCGAGCCCUAACCCCCGUGGGGCCCUUCCGCGAGACGGGCGAGGAGCAGUACGCCCACACCCCCGAGUCGGAGAUCCUGCUGGCUCCUCAGAUGCGAGCGGUGUUUGGUCUAAUGAUUGACGAAUACUCGCCUGCCAUGCUGCGGACUCAUGAGUUCUUACGGCAGCAGAACUGGCAGCAUCGUAUCGGGCUGCGCAGCAACCCCUAUACCCUGGUGCAUGGUUGUGAAGGUCAGACCAUGUUCGAGCACAUCUCGCAGGAUCCGGUGCGAGUCAGCCGACUGAACGACGCCAUGGUGGCCGAGGACACCCUUCUGGCGGAGAUCGGGCUGUACCCCUUUGUAGAGACGCUGGGACCUCUGGCCCAGCCCGACAGGGCCACCGUGGUGGAUGUCGGUGGGGGGCGGGGACACAUUCUGCGCCAGCUGAAGCAGAACCUGGCGGGGCUCCCGGGGCGAUACAUUCUGCAAGAUCGCGAGAUGGUAAUUGCAGACAAUGGGUCUGAGAUGGAGACUGAUGGCAUCGAGCCGAUGGCGCAUGACUUUUUUGAGGCUCAGCCGGUGAAGGGAGCCCUCGUGUACUUCGUCCGUCGGGUCCUCCACGACUGGCCUGAUGAGGAGGUCCGCCAGAUCCUCGAGCAUCUAGCGGGGGCCAUGGACCGGGACAAAUCGCGCAUCCUCAUCACCGAGACCAUCAUCCCAGAAGUGGGCGCCACGACGACUAAUGCCUACAUGGAUCUGACGAUGAUGACCUUUGGGGGACGUGAGCGAACGGUCAAGGACUUUGCCCAUCUGUUUGACCUGGUGGGUCUGAAGCUGGCUAAUGUGUACCAGGCGCCGGGGGUGCCGAUGGUAGUGGUGGAAGCCCGGUUAAAGUGAUGGGUCGCUUGGACUGUUCAAUAGUACAUGGA
Molecule: messenger RNA, 1689 nt
Organism: Aspergillus ibericus CBS 121593
Lineage: Eukaryota; Fungi; Ascomycota; Eurotiomycetes; Eurotiales; Aspergillaceae
Product: O-methyltransferase
Exons: 5
Coding region: 449-1657 (402 amino acids)
Molecular function (GO): O-methyltransferase activity
Source: RefSeq, a predicted model, not a curated record